AGGCGCUUCCGGUCUGCCCUCCCCCGCCCCAGGCUUGCAAAGAGCCUAUUUUUUCUCAGGGGGAGCAGCAGCCUCCGCCCACCCCCCAUCUGAGAGAAGCUCUGAUGCUGGAUGGAUUCGUCCUCUUUUUCUUGCCUGCCAAGAGAGCGUCGUGCUUUGCUCACAGAACACCUUGUGGGCUUUGCAGGGCUUAGUAGUUCACCCAUUUGACUAUUUCUGGAAAGAAUGGAACAGGUAGAGAAACCGUCUAGCUUCGUCUGACUGUCCGCUGGAAGAUGGAAAAGGAAGACCCUGCUGGCCCUGAGAAAGAAAGAGGCCCUGAAGCUAUGGAGUUUGGGAAGAAUGACGGAUCCUGGCAAAGAAUGUUGCAGAAGCCUCUGGGUGAAGACUCCGCCCGCUCGGAUAUCCAUCACCAGAGUUUCAGGCACUUCCACUACCAGGAGGCCGAGGGGCCCCGAGAGGUUUGCAGCCGCCUCCACCGUCUUUGCUGCCGGUGGCUGAAGCCUGAAAGGCGCAGCAAGAUGGAGAUCGUGGACCUGGUGGUCCUGGAGCAGUUCCUGGCCAUCCUGCCCCCGGAGAUGGAGAGCUGGGUCAGGGAAUGUGGACCAGACACCACUUCCCAGGCGGUGGCCCUGGCAGAAGGCUUCCUCCUGAGCCAGGCGGAGGGUGAAAAUCAGGACCAGCAGGGGCUGCUCAAAGAGACAGAAAAGCCUCCCUCUGACACCAGGCAGGAUGUGAUCUUCUGGGAGAUCACGCAAGAGGGCGACAGAGAUCCCUCUUCUCUGGGCAUGGAAAGGAUGCAGGCAGGAGAUUCUGGGCCUUCCCCUCUUUACAGUGGAGUGGAAGCUGACGCUGUGCAGCCAGGUCAGGGUCUCGUGACCUUUGAGGAUGUGGCUGUGCAGUUCUCAGAGGAGGAGUGGGCUUUGCUGGAUCCAAGCCAAAGAGAUCUCCUGAAGGAAGUCAUGGCAGAGAAUUGUGGGAAUCUGGCCUCUCUGGGUGGCUACAUUCACUUCUGGAGCAGACGAGGAUGGCCUUGGAUGCCAGGCGAAGUCUGGGAGCUAAAAAUGACUUCAUUCUCUCUUUCUUUCACAGGCUCCUCACCCUUCCUCCCCCCCCCCCCCCCGCCCCCAGGGCUCCUUCGUGCCAGAAUCCUAACCAUCCCUAUCCUAAAGGCGGGAACUUUCCCUAUAAUUAACCCAACCUUUCAUACCCACGUCACUUCUGUAGUCAGUGUGCACUGAACUGCUAGAUCCUGAA
This is a messenger RNA of Eublepharis macularius, 1257 nucleotides long. Its product is annotated as zinc finger protein 213-like. The transcript is spliced from 6 exons. Gene Ontology annotation, biological process: regulation of DNA-templated transcription. Bases 276 to 1241 code for a protein of 321 amino acids. The record is from RefSeq and is a predicted model, not a curated record. NCBI's taxonomy places the organism in Eukaryota, Metazoa, Chordata, Lepidosauria, Squamata, Eublepharidae.